Molecule: messenger RNA, 5037 nt
Organism: Drosophila nasuta
Lineage: Eukaryota; Metazoa; Arthropoda; Insecta; Diptera; Drosophilidae
Gene: pxb
Product: putative Hedgehog signaling attenuator pxb
Exons: 5
Coding region: 634-2532 (632 amino acids)
Source: RefSeq, a predicted model, not a curated record
CGCCGCAAACGGACGUGUGCGUCUCGCGUAUAAUUUUCACAAAUUUCCGAAUGAACGAAUACGAAACUUUUUUCCCCGCAAACGCAUAAAAGACUGACGUGAAAAAUGUUCAAUACUGUGUAAAAGAAAAUCUUACCGAAAAUUUGUCGCAACUAAUGUGCAAAAAGCAUAAAUACAAAUAGUGAUUACAACAACAAAUAAGAGAAGAGUGUGCUAAACUUGUGUUCAAUAACCAAACAAAAUAAUUGAAAAAUUGGUGUCGAAAAAGCAAAAAGCAAAAUGAAAUAAGCAUAAUUAUACAUUAUAAUUGGAUUUGGCUUAAUUAAAAACGGCAGCACGCAAAAAGUGUCAAAGCAAAUUACAACAAAACAACAAAAAGGACAGUGACAACAACAGUCAAGUCCUUUUUAAUUUGGGAGUUAUAAAACAGCGGCGCCGCCGCCGUUGACGGCUGUCCAGCGAGAUGACAGCGAUCAGGAAACGCAUUUGACACGCAGCCCAAACGAUCUCACACACAAACUCACACACAUGAACACACACACACAUACAUAAGACACAGAACCAAAACGAGGGAAAAACCAAAUUUGGAAAAACAACCAAAAACGUAAACGAAUCAAAGAAAACGUGCAACAAAUGUGGAAAAUGUUGGAUACAAUGAUGGAUGCGGAUCUCUUCAUGUUCGAGUGCGAUGAAUGCGCCGGCAUGCCACUUGCAGCACCACCACAGUUCCUCAUCCCGCCACCCCCGAGACCUCCCGCCCUUGCCGAGUACACGGUGGUGCCGCAGGAUUGCAACGAGGAGCAAUUGGCACAGCAGCAAUGGGACAGCGACGUCUGCCAAGCGAUGCCGAUUCUGGAUGCCAGCCUUUACAGCAGCCAAUCACUGGCCACCUCAGCGAUGAUUGCGGUUUUCUCUUUGCUGCUGGUGCUCAUCGUGCUCAUCUCUUCACUGUUUGUCUGGAAAAACAAGCGAAAGGUGCAAAAUCUGCUGCCCUGCAAGACGCCAACGCGUGGCGCCCUCAAUGGGGCAAUGCCACUGGGCGGCAAUGGAACACAUGGUCCACAUCAUGCCAUGUACGAGGAUCCUGAUGCACAUUUGGGUCACCAUCGACCGCUGGUAAUGCGGCAUCAUCAAUAUCAGCACCAUCAUCAGCUGCAGCAUCCGCAUCAUCAUCAUCAUCACCAUCAUUACCAGCAGCAUCCACAUGCCGAGCUGCUGCAGGGCAAGAGCAUACAUUAUCCUAGUGGCUAUCCGAUGACACGGUCGCCGCCUUUCCUCGUCAGCUCCUCGCCCGGUCCUGAUCCCUAUCGCUCCAACGACAAUGUCUACGAGGAGCUGGGCCCAGGACGCGUCGACUCCGAUGGUGAGUCGGAGCCACCGCUGCAUUCCGAUGACGAUUUCGCCGAGGACGAGCUAUCGCUGCCGGGCGAGUGCAGUUUCCACAAGGAAGCGAACACGGCGCAACAGGCAACAGCUGCCACUGCUAGUGGAACACCUUACCAUGAGCGAGCAGCUAGUAGCAAUGGGGCAGCCACAACAGCGAGUGCGGCAACAGCUGCUGCACAGUUGCCAACACAGGAGCGACACAGUGUACUCAGCUCAGGGUCCUCGACGGGUCAGGAUGCGUCCACAGCGAGUGCCUCGACUGCAAGCAAUCAGAACAACAACAAUAACAACUCUAAUGAGGUGGCAACUGGCACUAAUCCCAGCCAGAUGCGACGCACUCCACGCAAUCGCCAGCAACAACGCCAGGAGGAGCUCAACAACAGCAACUCGACGGCGGAGAUUGCGGAUCUGGCGCCGCUCUACGACAAUCGCAGCAACAUGAUGUCCCUCGGCUAUCUGGCGCGUUCCACGGCGCCGCAGUUCUACAACACGCUGGAGCACGAGGUGGAGCGUCGUAAUCGCAUCAACGCACAGCUGAGUCAAGCGCCCGUUGCGCCCCUCUCCACAAUCUAUCGGGAGCGCAUUCGCUAUCCCAGCGUGCAGCAAUAUCCCCCGAAUAGUGCCCAAGGUCUGAUGGCAGCCACGAUGCGAGCGCGCACCCAACCCCGUCUGGUGGAUCGUCGUCUGGCAGCGCAUCAGCAUCAACACCAUCGCAUCCAUGCGGCACCGCUGACUGCGGAGCCAGCCUAUGGCUAUGCGGAACCGAUGUACAAUGCCAACUAUUACUACGACAGUGCUGGCGGUUCAGCGCGUCCCUAUGCAUCCACGCUUCUACCCACAGCAACCUCCGACUACCGACAUCCUUAUGGCGACUCGAGCUUCGGUUCCGAUUCCGGGUAUAGUCAUCAUACGCCUGCUAGUUCGAUUGGGCGACAGGAUUACGAUCUGACGGAACAGCAACUCCCUAAGCCAAGCAAGCUGAGCGCAGCUUUAAGCUUUGGCUGGUCAAGAGGGGGUAGAAAAGCUCCGGCUGCAAGUGCAGCAGCGAAUGCCUCGAGCAGCGAGGCAACCAGUCCCAACAACAACAGCAGCGCCUGCUCCACGGUCACCUCGCAGCUGGACAACAACAAUGUGCAGCCAGCGUAGAUCGACUUUGACUUGAUCAUGUAAAUAGCAAAGAGCCUUCCGCUCUGGGUUCUCAUCAACUGUGUACAGCUCUAGUUGCAGCUUAAGCCUUUAAGCUCCACCCCUAUAUCGAUAGUUAGUGUAGUAAUGUAUAAGUGUAGUACAACUCUCAACUGCUGCGUGUACAUCGUGAAAGCAAUAGUUCUAGCACAUAUGUUAUGUAUAUUAUGUAUUCCUAAGGCUAGAAUUAGCAAUUUGCCCUCCUUUUGUAUCCUAUAUAGGGUUGCCAUAAGUUUUUCGCUUUAUACAUACAUUCUUUAAAGUGAAAAGUCAGCGUAAUUUAAGCUUUUAGUACUACAGUAUAAAUAGUGUAACUCCUAGAAAGCAAAGAACUUAUAGCGCCUAAGUGUUUUUCCAAUGUGAUUGCCAAAUUCUACAAUAUAACUCUUAAUAUAAUACGAAGCGAAAACAAACUCUAAUUUAUAAUGUAACUUAUAACGAAACUUUUAUCCUAUCUGUAAAUGAUGCAUUGAAUUGACGAUUUUUAACUUCUGUUUGUUAUUUUAGUUUUUAAGUCAGAAACAAAAAAAAAAAAAAACAAACAAAAAAAUAUACCAAACCAUUAAAAAAUUCUAUAAACAUCAAAUUGACUUUAUUUUUCAUUUAUUUUGCAUUUAGUUUGCAUUUAAAUAAUUUUUAGAACAUUUUAAUUUGAUUUCCACAUUUUUGUUUGAGUAAUUAGAGCAGUCGAAGUCGACACAGCGUAAAAACUCAACGAAACUUUUACGCUAGCCACCUAAAAAUGUGUUGCAUACUUUUAAGCGCAGCAUAUAAUGUGAACAGCCACAGCGCUUGUGACAAAAUGUGUAGCAUACUUUUAGGGUUGCAAUUUAAUUUAAUUAGUUUUGAAUUUAUACAUUUAGUUUUUCGCUUUUUUCAGCCAAGAUAAUGCAUUUAACGUAGCCUUUGCGCCAUGAAAGGUUCUCAAAAGACUGUUUACAUAUUAAAAAUAAAACUGUAUUUUACUUAUUGUCAUAACAAUAAUAAACUGUAUAAUAAUCGACUAUGAUUAACAAACGCAGAAAUAAUUAGUUGAUAAUGCUUGUAAACUAUGUGAAACUAAACACCCAUUAGGUAUAUCGAGUGAACCUUUUUAGAAUCCCGUUGAACAAAUUAAAGGGGUCGCAGCCCCUUUAAACGAAACACUUGCUAGGUUGUAUCAGAAAUGUAAAUAGCAUGCGAAUAGAGAACUCGAACCUCCCCCAACAAUACCCUGUAAACAUGUUAGAACUUCCAUUUAGACUAGGAGAGACAUUAAGGAGCGAGCUGUAUGUUAAAUCUUCAUAUAUGAGCACAAUGCAAUGUAUCCUAUAAUUAGUAGUAUUAGCAACGUAUUAUAAACUAGACCUUGAGCCCCCGAAAAGAAAAAGAAAAAACAAAUAAUUGCUGUACAUAGAGUACGACUAUAAUCAAUAAUCGGUAAGCAUUAAGCGUCGUUACAUCUAGCAUAGCAUGAUCAUCAACAGCCAGAUUCAACUAAUCCAUAAAAUAUGCUUUAGAAUGGAGUUCACGUUGUUGUGAUUUUUGGAUAUACCCUUAAAUGUAGUAGUCGUACAUACCCGAUACCCGAUACCCAUUAACCCGUUACAGAAUCGAACUUGAGAUAUUUGAAAAUUAUGCCGAAGCACAAUCAUUGAACGAGUGACAAAAUAAAAUAAUGCCAGACAACCCUAAACAUAAUCUAUGCAUAACCUAAUUGAUUAAGGAAGAACAACUAUCUACAUAGUAUUUCAGUUAUCAAAUAUCAUUUAUUUAUAAUUUCAGCUUAGACUAUCCCCAAUUUGUUAAGAUUCUCAUUUCGAAUAUUACAUAUCAAUUUUUGGGAGGCAUUUAUGUACGUGUUACUUAUAUAGCACACCUGGUUUCCGAUACUAUCAAUAUCAGUACAAAAGUUUUAAUCUUUAAAGUUUAAACUAUCUAUCAUUAUCAUAACUGAGAACUCAAGAACUCAAGAACUCAAGAAGUCUUUGUAAAUAGUAUGACAAGUCAAUAAUAACUCGUAACGGAAAAUUUCUGUAGUUCUUCCACUAAGCUCUAAUGUUAAUCGAACAAACUUUUGUUUUUGAAAUCUGUUAAAUUGUAAAUAAAUUGUUUUAGUUAGUCUUAAUUUGUUCUAAUGAUUUCGAUAUAUGUGAACUUUGAUAGCAUAUCAGCAAUUGGGUCUAUCUAUAAUAUAUUUGAAUAUAUAUAUACAUAUAUGAGAUCUAUCGAAUACCGAAACUAAUGAAACUAUAAGAAACGAAGAAAACACACUAAGGAGGCUCUAUUCUAUCUGUCUUUUAUGAAAACAACAAAAAGAAAUUGAAACCCAAAUAAAAAAGAACGCAAACGAUUUAAUCGAAUUUAUAAUGUUAAACGCCAGUUAAUCAUACAUUAAUAUCAAUUACAUUAAAUGAUUAGCACUUAUGCCAAAUAGUUAGUUUAUCAAUUUUUUGUAAUUAACAAUUAGUUCUUCUCUCUUUAAGC